Molecule: messenger RNA, 3657 nt
Organism: Blastomyces dermatitidis ER-3
Lineage: Eukaryota; Fungi; Ascomycota; Eurotiomycetes; Onygenales; Ajellomycetaceae
Product: WD repeat protein
Exons: 3
Coding region: 1-3657 (1218 amino acids)
Biological process (GO): tRNA methylation
Cellular component (GO): cytoplasm
Molecular function (GO): protein binding
Source: RefSeq, a predicted model, not a curated record
AUGUCGUACGUCUUUGAGCACCUCGACUCUUGUCUCCCAGUAACCGCGACUCAAGUGGUUGAUAGUGCGGAUGGUAGGCUUAUUCUAAGUGGCUAUGGGCCAUAUCUACAACUGAUUGAUGAAGCCAGUGGUACACUACUGGAUCGAAUUCAAAUAUUUGAGAGAAACAGUGUACAUGGUAUUCAAGUUGCCAAGUUAACAUCAACGAAGUCCUCUAUCAAUGUUGCGAAUUUUCUCAUCUGGGGUGGGCAGUCUUUUCGACUGCUGAGGCUGGAGGUCGACCGUCAUGGAAUUGGCUCACUGUCCCCCCCUUCUAGCCCCGAGUGCGCCGCCCCUGACUGGAUUCUGUCUGCAAAUUUCUAUCGACCAGAGAACAAUGGUCUCAAUUCUUCCACAGCAAAUAGAGCAUGUCUGAUAACUGCUCAUAAUGUUCUGUUCGGGUUGGAAUUGGAAGAUGACUUUGUAACGUACCAGGCAGACCUCCGACUGCACCGGAUAGGAACGGGAUUGAAGUCAGUUCUAUAUUCCGCUGAUGUCUCAUGGCUAUCACCAGAACAGAUUCUAGUGGCUGCAGGAACGGUCUUUGGGGAAAUAGUUGUUUGGUCAUGUAUUCUACCUGCUGAGUCUGGGUCGAUCUUCUCUGGAGACUCUUCCGCUGUGAUACACCAUCUUUUCACUGGACACGAAGGGUCAAUUUUUGGAGUGGAUAUAUCGCCUGAAAUCCAGUGGCAGAAUGACAAUCAGACACGGAGAUUUCUGGCCAGCUGUAGCGACGACCGAACUAUACGGAUUUGGGAUAUAUCUGACUGUUCUUCGCCCGCUUCAACCAAAGCAAAUGCGAUGGCAACUCUAAGGCCCGCAACACGCUCCACUGGAUUUGGAAAUAUUUUCCGUGAUGAUUUGGACAUGGACCCCGAAGUCUGCAUUGCGAAGGCAUGGGGUCACGCCUCUAGAAUUUGGAGCGCGCGUUUUGUGGAUAUGGCUGUAUCGGGACAAACCGAGUUUUUAACACUCGUGUCUUUUGGCGAAGAUGCUACCUGUCAAGUUUGGGGGUUGAGAUUACAAAACGACUCGCCUAUAGGAGAGAACUUUUCUUCACAUAGGAAUGCAAUUCUUCAAAAUAUGUCAACCCAUGCCUAUCAUACGGGAAAGAAUAUUUGGUCCAUGGCAGUACAUAAAUCAUCGGAUCUGACGACUAUUUACACCGGAGGCGCCGACGGAAGUAUACACUCAUUCAGCAUUGGCACAAAUGAAGCUUCCUUUAAGCAUGGGACGCGGGUAGAGACAUACGAUAUAUAUGAUCUUUCCCUGCGUCUCCCUGGCUCCUUAGCUUCAAUGGCUGGUCCAAGGCGCAGACAAAAAUCGGAUGACAAGUUGAAUCGAUACUCUUUUGUUUCGGAAACUUGUAUCAUCGGGUUAUCUUCCCAUGGUACGAUGAACAUGGCUCAUAUUUCAGAUAUGAAAAGUAUGGAGCCUCAACAGAUCGAGCAGGAGGAUAUUCCAGCGAUCUCCUGGGAGAAUAUUGCACUUCUGGAUUCCCCCGCAUCUCAGUUUUCUAUUGCUGGCCAUCCAGAGCUAGGUAUAGGGAUUAUAGGUGACGUGAAAGGCACUCUCUGGUGGUACAUGAAUGACACCAGAGAAAUCCUUACAUUGACUCAGUUGAACAAGAAGAUAACAGGUAUAUUCUUCGCUUCCUCACAGACGGAAUAUUAUGAAAAGGAGAGCCCUAUAACCUCGCUCACCUUUGUCACGACAUCCAUGGGAACACCAAGCGCAAAUUUAUUCUUUAUCGGCGACAAAAGUUCACCUGAGGACUUUACGAACAUAGCCCUGGAUCUGCCGCCCACAUUCCUAACAACCAGUGCUGUUUUCAUUAAACACAGGUCGUGCUUAUUACUAGGGGCUAAAACUGGUCAUCUAAGUGUUUUUGACCUGAAAACUGCCAAAGCCUCUCACCCGGUCGUUCCAGCGCUCACCGUUUACAACGUACAUGCAAGGGACACUGUAACAUCAAUCACUGUGCUACAGCAAUAUCAUCCUCAGGACGAACGAAUUUUAACUACGGGAAGGGAUGGGUAUUAUUGCAUCCACUCACUAGCUAGGACCGGUGAUGGUAAUUCUCCCUGGACUCUCCAAACCAUUCACAAAUUGGCCCCACCAUUUGGACCCUAUAUCGAAGGCGGUUACUUUGACAAAGCCACGAACGACUUGAUACUCUUCGGGUUUAAAAGCACGGAGUUUAUCAUAUGGAAUGAGUCGACCCAAACUGAACGAACAGCGAUUGAAUGCGGCGGCGCUCAUCGGAUCUGGGCCUACAACCCAUAUCACGCGAAUGGUGCAUACGAGACUUUUGCAUGGACCAAAGCAUCUACCUUUAACUUGUUUAGAAAAACUUCCGUAUUACACCGUGCUGUGACGAUUGGUGCCCAUGGGCGAGAAAUUAAAGUAGCGGCUAUUUCGGAGGUUCUAUUCGAGGAUGGGGAAAGCAAACAUAGAAUUAUUGCCACGGGAGGGGAGGAUACUAUGAUUCGUAUAUCACUUCUCGACGAUGCGGUCUAUACCAGGUCGCGCGGCAGUUUGCGCUGCCUCCGAAAUUUGAAGAAGCACAAUGCCGGUAUCCAGCACCUACAAUGGUCACCAUGCGGGAAGCUUUUAUUCAGCAGUGCCGGAGCAGAAGAAUUCUAUGUCUGGAGACUUCGGUCAAUUCCCGGUUUCGGAAUGGGGACCAUUUGUGAAGGGGAAUGUCCCAAGACAGCAGAAGAUUCCGACCUACGGAUCACCAGUUUCGAUGUACUAAAGGUUUUCACUCAAGAAGACAUCGAGGAUUCGUUCGUACUCUGUUUAGCAUAUUCCAACUCAACUGUCAAGGUUUUCCACUACGUCUCCGGUCCUUCUGGUGGCUCGUUUAGGCUUCUGAGCAAAGGCCGAUACACAACUAACUGCCUUACACAAAUACAAUUCUCCAAAUCGACCUCAGGGUUAUCAUUGAUUACUGCAUCUACAGACGGACAUGUUGCCACAUGGGAAAUAUUCGAGAGCCUCAGCGAUAUGUAUUCUCUUGCUGACGAUAUUCCGAAAGAACUCCAAGGCAAGAAAACCCCCACAGAACCCCGGAUAAUCAGCUGGCAACAUCGGCACUGCAUCCAUCAGAGCAGCAUCAAAGCCAUGGAGAUAUCUUCUCUAUCUGACGGGGAGUAUCUAAUUGUGGCUGGUGGGGACGACAAUGCCAUCUCAAUUUCCCGCCUUAGAAUCGGUGCCACUGCGAAGUCGGACACGACCAAAAAUUCAUUCGCCACGAUUUCAUUACCUCAAGCACAUGCCUCAGCUAUAACUACCAUAUCUAUCCUAGAGAAAAAUACUCGGUUGGAAAGUAUGGACAGUCAAGUCUACCAAGUAUUCGGGUUCCUCAUCGCAUCGUCGGGAAACGACCAGCGACUUAAACUCUGGUCAAUCCAAUUGGACUCUACGAAACCUCGCGAGGACGGAAUUAGCGUGUCUCUACUGCAAGAUGUGUACACAGCAGUUGCAGAUAUGGCAUCUAUGGGCAGCUUCAGAAGCCAUAUCGGCAAGAGUGACGAUAAGGAGCAUGGAAAAUUAAAGGAUGGCUUAGUUCUCUGCGGAGUUGGGGUAGAUUUGUGGUCUUUGAGGAACAAAUAA